Messenger RNA from Entelurus aequoreus (snake pipefish), 1574 nucleotides. It is a transcript of the gene lg12h12orf56, whose product is annotated as linkage group 12 C12orf56 homolog. The record is from RefSeq and is a predicted model, not a curated record. The coding region runs from base 39 to 1574 and encodes 511 amino acids. The transcript is spliced from 13 exons. Lineage: Eukaryota; Metazoa; Chordata; Actinopteri; Syngnathiformes; Syngnathidae.
GGGGGAGAGACCCCACAAAGUUACCUUCCAGUGACGUCAUGACGCUCCUGUCCCGCCGCAACGUCAAACUGGACUCGUUCCUGCAGCGGACCUUGGAGCCGGACGUGUACGCGCGGGUCCGCGCCUACGAGCCGUGCGUGGUGGUCUCGCCCGCGCGCAACAAGGUCUACAUGCACGCGGUGCUGAGCGACGAGCGCGUGUACGUGGCGGAGUACAGGCCGCGCACGCUGGCGAGCGUCGUGGGCUUCGGGAGCGUGCGUGACAUCAGACUGAUCAACGACCUGCCGGACUUCCUGCGCGGGAACAGCAGUGCGCAGAGUCAACAUAUAAGAAUAACUUACGUGCUCCACAAAACUGCCGCCAAGGACCCUCAUUGGCUCAGACGACAGGGGGCGGGGCUUCAACCUGCAUCCACUCCUGCACAACUGAAGCAGAGUGAAGCGGACACAGAACUGUCCAAGACCCCCCGUCGGCGGCAGAAGUUGGACCAGGUGGUGAAGAAGUUUGGGAAGGUUCUCUCUCGCUUACGGACAGGCGACCAUGUGACCACGAGCAGCAGGUGGGGAGAGGAGGAGGAGGCGGAGCUCCAUCUCUACGCCAUCUCACGCACAUCCAAACUUUACCUCCACCUUCACAGCUGCUGGAACACUUUCAUUAUAAGGUCCACCCUGGCCUUUGACGAACUUCACAGACCUUCAUCUGACUCCUUACCACCCCCAACCAUCAGCUGGGCGCGCACGUCUCACCUGUACGAUGACCUGAGCAGGGAACUGCUGCGGAAAGGAAGCAGUGUUGAGAGCUUCUAUGUGCUUCUGCAGGAACUGAAGGUGGCCGCCCGCCACCACGUCGCUCUACGUCACAUCUUCUGGAGGUGUGGGGAGGUGUGUGACUUUCUGGUUGAGUCUCUGGAGGAAUGUCUACAUGGCCGUCAGAAUGGACUUCACACGGUUGACCAGCUACUACUGAGCACUCUGAUCAUCCAAACGCUGGCCAUCAUGUUCCAAGAGACGGACACUGAAGCUGCCAGACUCGACGCGCUUGCCACCAAAAAAGGUGCCUUGGCCUCCAGGAUGCUACUCUCUUUGGUUUGUGACCCCCAUAACACAUCAUCCACCAACCUGGAGUUCCAAGACAAAAGGUCCGACUACCUGGAUGCUGCCUGCUGGCUUCUCUUUGAGAUGAUGCAGAUGGGACACCAGGCCAACAGGUGUGGGGGACACUUCCUGUCUGUCAGCUGGACCCUGCAAGUCCUGCAGGACCACCCUCACAUGUCGUCCUUCCUUGCCUCCCAAGCCUGUCAGGUGGUCCUGGUUCUAUCGGACCUGCAGGAGUCCCUCCUUAGUCCUCUGCAGAGUGUCCUUCUGUUCCAGCGCUGCCGCCUCCUGCUGACCUUCCUGCAGCACAGCGACCAGCUGGCCCAGCAGCUUCGAGCCCACGUCACAGAGGAGUUCAGGUACUUUGUGAAUCUGUCCAGCGCCCAAGAGAAGCUCCCACCUUACUACCCCAUCACCAAGACCGCCCUGCAAGCGCUGCAGCAGCUGGUUGCCUUUGUCCUGCACACACCUGAUGCAUGA